AAACAUUUUUAUAUUUUUUUUUACAAAUUUUUUACACACUUUUUACUUUUCUAAAAUUUUGGAAAAAUGGAUCAAGAAAGCGACUACGCUGAAGAGUACGAAAAUACUGAGUCCGAGCCACAUUUUCAAACCGAGAAUGCUGAUCUACACAGAUCGCAUGACCCACAGCUAGAUGCAAAGAACCGAAGGUCACGCAGUUCAAGUCGGACUGGUAAACAAUCGUUCCGCGCUUCAAAGAUUACCACUGACGAACUUAAUCGCGCUGGUUUCCAAAUCAGAUCUAGUUUAGAGUCAUUCUACGAUGAGGAUUACGAAUGUGAAGAUUUUUUGAACAAUGAUGAGCACUUGGUGCAGUUAGAACAAACGCUGCGAAUGAGUUUUUUGGAUAAAUUUGCGGGUUUACCAAAUAUCGAUGAAAUUUCUUCCGAGUCCACCGAAACUAUUAUCGAACAAGUGGAAGAGAAAACAAUUGAUAUGACAUUAUCGGGUAAAUUUGUCGAUCCACUAACCGGCUUAGAUAUAAUAGAAUCCGAUAAAGAGGAUGAAUAUGAAUAUAUGGAAAUCGAAGAGUCUUACGAAGAGGAAGACGAAGGUUACGAACCAUUCGAUAUUACCGAAGAUAGCGAAUUACUACAACUGCUGGGACAUGAGGUUCCAGAAGAACCUGAAGAAGUCGACAAUGCACUAUUCGAUUUGGAUUAUAUACAGAAAAUCAUGCAAGCUGUAGACAUGCAGGAUAUCGAACAGCUCAUUGUGGAGGAUACACGGCGGCAAAAUGAAGAAAUCGUUGCUGCUUUCAUUGAAGAUCUAUUUCAAAUAGUUGCCAAAGCAACUCAAUAUAAAGAUCCGCAAGAGAUAUUGCGUAAGUCCGUCGACAAGCGUCGGCUAAUGGAUGAAAUCAAUGAAAAAGUUCGAACACUCGAAAUGGAGCAGGGCGUGCGUUUAUAUCUCAAUCGCAAAGUCGUCGAUCAUCAUAGGCGUAAGCAUAUGUAUCGCGCAAUAAUAGAGGAUUCUGCCGAAAAUCUGGAGUUUCAAAUGGCAAAAUAUCACUCUUUUUUACAAAAAUACAAYGAAGUAUUGGGCAAAGAGGAGGAACUUGAGCGUGUGACCAAAACCAAAAUUAACAAAUUGCAUGAGACAUUCGAGGAAAAACAGUGUCAAGUGGAUGAGAAGAUUAGCGAGUUUGAGGCGCUUGCUUACCGCGUGAUACUACAAAAACAAAGAAGGGACAUGAACGGCGGUGAGAUCGAUUUGAAUGUAUUUAAUAGCGCAGAAAAUGAGGAACGCUCCAGAAUUAUAUCUAUAUUUUURAAGAAAAUGGCACUGGCGCGCAGGGAAUUGUCUAAAGUUCGACUUAUCUUAAUCAAAAAGCAGCACGUGUUCACUGAUCUGCAAACACGUCUCAAUCAAAUACAAAACAUCGGCAAUGGGCUAAAAUUAUUUCAAUUCGAAAAUCUGCAAAACGAUGUCAUACAAUUGUUCAAGAAAAAUGAUGAACGCGACUCAGAGUUGGCUAAAGCACGAACUCAGCAACAACUCGACGUUCACAUCAGCUCGCAYCUGAGAGAGCGCGUACUAAUGCUGCGCAACAGAUUGAGUGUUCAGAAGUUAACCUUCCGCGAAUUAUUGAGGCAAUCGCAAAUUGCCCGACGCAAUUUAUAUAGACAGAAGCAGAUACGGGCACAAAUCCGUAAAGGAAUCAAAGAGUGCACCUUUCAAGGUGGUAUAUUGUCGAAGCCCUCACUGAUGGUUGAUUAUGAUCGAACUGAGCAGGCGAUAGAUGAGAAAAGAAUAMUCGUUGAAGCUUUACGUAGUCAAUAUAAGAAAAUAGUCGAUAAAAUUGCGUACUAUGAGCAAAUGCUAAAUUUAAGAUCCUCAAAUAAAUAUGUUUUAGGAAAGUGA
This is a messenger RNA of Bactrocera latifrons, 1902 nucleotides long. RefSeq lists its product as uncharacterized. Lineage: Eukaryota; Metazoa; Arthropoda; Insecta; Diptera; Tephritidae. Gene Ontology annotation, cellular component: ciliary basal body; axoneme. The transcript has 4 exons. Gene Ontology annotation, biological process: cilium assembly. Bases 67 to 1902 code for a protein of 611 amino acids. The record is from RefSeq and is a predicted model, not a curated record.